AUGUCGGCUGCCACCUUACCGCUAUCCAUGCCCAUCCCAAGUCAAAGUACUCGAGUUGCCAGUGGGUACUCGCAGUUACCACAACUGAACACUCCCCCAGAUGAUUUUUUCAACGAAUUUCCACCCAAGUGGGAUGCUCCAAAAUCCUUUAUUCCUCGGCAUAUCUUCCAGAUAUGCUGCUUCAUAUUUACCUGGCGCAGCGAUCUGCACUGGUUGCACGACCUCUUGAGAGAAGGAAACGCCUGGGAAGAGCUGCAUAGUCGAUAUCUGACCCAGCUCAAUCAAGUGAGCACAGUGCAAGGACUCGUGCUUGCCACUGCGGCGGUUUUUAUCUCCUCAAAUCCACCACUUGCGAAAGAUGUCAACUAUAUAUCUAACUCAUCUUACGCCUGUUUGGCGGAGUCGCUUAUCUUUUCAUUGUUUGGGCUAUUGUUCCAGCUGAAGGUAUCUGCCUCCGGAAUCAUUUUUCAACGACGUAGUGCUGCAAAAGUCAUAAUCGAGAGGCGCUGGAGAAUAUUCUGGCACCUCCUGGGUAUGGCAAUGCCAAUCAUCAUUUUUACCAUAUCAGUGGUACUUUUGCUCAUAUGUGCGCAGUUCACCUCGUAAUAUGUGAUCGCGACUUACACAGUUCCUCAUCAGCUAUUGUGCUCACAGGGCUUGCAUCUCAGUCCGAAACUGUCCAAAUGUAUCUGAGCAUAACAUUCGCUUUCCUUGCCACUUGUCAUUUGGUAGCGAUUCUGGGUUCACCAUUCUACCACCAUUUUUCAAACCUAUGCGUCCACAUUCUUCGCCUCGAGAAUGGCGAAUGACCUCAGGAAGCGGGCGGCGCCUCAGCAUUCGGUGCUAGAGGUUCCGCAAGGGCACUGACAGGUGUUCUAGUAGCCAUCGAUCACUCCUGGAUCUACAUUCUUUUGCACUCACCCGCCUCUCCCUUUUCUCUGAUAUCCUGUUUCACAUACAUUCGAUUCCUUAUUGCGUUCAUAUUAUAUACAUUUCAUAGCACAUUAUUAAUUAUCUUUUGUUCAACACAAUUCGAUUACCGAUCCCAGUCAACCGUUAUGUUAGCCGUAGACGUCGGUUUCCUCACAGU
Messenger RNA from Suillus plorans, 1090 nucleotides. RefSeq lists its product as uncharacterized. NCBI's taxonomy places the organism in Eukaryota, Fungi, Basidiomycota, Agaricomycetes, Boletales, Suillaceae. The record is from RefSeq and is a predicted model, not a curated record. The transcript is spliced from 3 exons. The coding region runs from base 1 to 606 and encodes 201 amino acids.